AUGCCUACUGAUAAUACUGAUGAGUGGUGUGACAGUGACCUGGCGGACGUUUCUAAUCAGUUCGAGCAGCUCAUUGUUUCCGAUUCAUUACCCAACCUCCCUCCUUCCGAGGAAUUAUUUCGUUUAAUGAACCCUCAGGAGAUACAGAGUCUCAAGGACACGACCUUCCAUAAUUUUCAGAGGAAACGCAAUCCCCUGGACACACCCUUCGAUCCUGUGGAACGUACGGAUGAAACAACUUUGGAUCAGUUAAUCAUCCGUUGUCUCCAUAUUGUGGAAGUUCUAAAUGUUGAUAGAACAUGUGUUGUGCCCAAGCGUGUUUUAAACUUUCACUGGAACUUUAGAAAUGGGCAAUGGUCUCCUCUAGGUACAUACCUUGCGACAAUAGAACCAGACGGGGUAGUUAUUUGGGAUAUCUCUGAUACCUGCCGUAAACGACGUCUCAUGUCUUAUCGUCACUCUUCGGUAGACCAAGUUGAUUUCUCUCCCGGCGAGAAAUACUUGGUAACGUACAAACGACCUGAGCCAAGCAACCCUAGUGAACUCGUAUUAAAAAUAUUUGAAGUGCAAACUGGCGAAUUUUUGAUGGGAGGUGGUGGUGGUUCUGCUGGCGUCUCAUGGCCUCUGAUCAGAUGGGCUGGUGGAAAAGAUGAUAAAUACUUUGCCACCUUCAGCAAAAACACUGUUUCUGUGUAUGAUACUGACUGUUUCAGCUCAUUAGACUUUAGGCCGGUAAUAAUCUUUGAUGAUCAUGUUGUGGAGAUGAGUUGGUCUCCUACUGAUUCCAUCCUUGCUCUGAUCAAAGGUGAUGGGAAAAAACAGUCUUCCAAGGUUGUGCUUGUGGAAAUCCCUAGCAAGGUGGAGCUGAGGCACAAGAAUCUUUUCAGUGUUGAGGAAUGCAAGUUGUACUGGCAGAGCAAUGGAGAGUAUCUUGCUGUCAAAGUCGACAUUGGAUUUAAGCUUUUGAGGAUCAAAGAUGGAGGAGGAGAUGUUCUCAAUGAGAAGAAGAUGCAUGCUUUCGCAUGGGAACCCAAUGGCGACAGGUUUGCUGUUAUUCACGGUGAUCAUCCACCAGAUGUGAGUUUCUACUCCAUGAAAGGAGGAAAGUUGUCAAAGCUAAUCUCUUUGACAGCCAGCGAAGUGGAUGCUCUCUUCUGGUCACCCAGAGGGAAGUACAUAGUACUCUCUGGGUUGAAGAGCUUCAAUGGGAAGCUCACGUUCUUCAACUUAGAUACCUUGCAGAUCAUGGCAACGGAUAUACAUGUCAAAGCCACCAAUGUUGCCUGGAAUGCUACGGGAAACUUUGUGACUACCGCUUUGAUAACCGAUACUAUUGAUUAUGAUGAGUUGAAGACACCUGAGAAUGGCUUUAAAAUGUGGGCUUUCGACGGUGAGCGUCUUCAUUGGUUACAAAGAGAUUCCCAUCUCUUACAACUCGAUUGGCGCCCAUAUGGAGGAAACAUAGACGAGCUGAUUGAGAAUCCAUUACGAGAAGAGAUUCCCAUGGACAAGUCCUUCGAUCCAGAACUGUGGCGUACUGAUGAAACAGCCCUAUUUCAAUUAGUCAUCCGCUGUGGCUAUGUUGCUGAAAUUCUACAGAACGAAGGAACAGAUGUGGUGGUGCCUGAAGAUGUUUUUAAGCUUUCGUGGAACGACAUGAAUGUGAAGUGGUCUCCAUUAGGUACAUACAUUGCGACACUGACCAAGCAUGGAGUAGUUGCUUGGGGUGGAGCUGAUACCACCUUUAAUCGUCUCAUGUAUUUUAUGCAUUCUAUGGUAGAAGAAGUUGAUUUCUCUCCAGGUGAAAAAUACUUGGUAACCUACAGAAGAUCAGGGCCAAGUAACCCAAGUGAAGUCGACUUCAAACUUUUUGAAGUGACAAGUGGGAGGUUGUUGUUAAAAGGAAGAGGUGAUGACGCCUCAGGGCCUGUGAUUGGAUGGGGUGGUGGAAAAGAUGAUAAAUAUUUUUUCAUGUUGAGCAAAAAAACUGUAUCUGUUUAUGAUACUGCUAGCUUAACGAAUGUCUCUGAAACAGACAGUUUAUGCCUGUCAGACAUGAAGCCAAUAUUGAAUGUUGAUCAUGUUGUUGGCAUGUCUUGGUCUCCUACGGACUCCAUUCUUGCAAUGAUAAAAGGGGAUGGGAAACAACAGUCUCCCAAGGUUGCUCUUGUGGUAAUAAUCCCUAACGAUGUGAAGCUGAGGCAUAAGACUAUUUUCAGUGUUACCGAGUGCAAGAUGUACUGGCAGGGCGAUGGAGAGUAUCUCGCUAUCAAAGUUGACUCUGGAUUUGAACUUUUCCGCAUCAAAGAUGGAGGUGAUACUCCCAUGGACCUUCUUAAGGUUGACAACAUGCUUGAUUUCGCAUGGGAGCCCAAUGGUGACAGGUUCGCCGUGAUUCACGGUGACCAACCAAAGCCAGAUGUGAGCAUCUACUCUAUGAAGACAGCCGAGAACCUUGGAAAGGUUUCAAAGCUAAUCACUUUGGAGGCUAAGGAAGCCGAUGCCCUGUUUUGGUCGCCCAGAGGCAUGCACAUCGUUUUAGCUGGAUUGAAGAGGUUCAGUGGCAGUCUUGAGUUUUUUAGCGUCGAUGCUAUGGAGACUUUGGGAACCGCUAUACACUUGAAGGCCACCGACGUCGCAUGGGACCCAACUGGAAGGUAUGUAUCAACCGCAUUUAUAGCCCAGGAUAUGGAGGAAGAGCCUGAGGAGGAGCAUGAAAAGGGGUUUAAGAUGUGGAACUUUAAGGGAGAGUUUCUGUACUGGUCACAUAGAGACCACUGUCUCUUACAGUUGGAAUGGCGCCCAUACGGAGGAAGCAUAGACGAGGCUUUGAAGCAUCCUGAAAAAACGAGCCUAAGUAGAGUGUGGACUAGGGCGAUUAAGGCCUGA
Microthlaspi erraticum is the source of this 2889-nucleotide messenger RNA. NCBI's taxonomy places the organism in Eukaryota, Viridiplantae, Streptophyta, Magnoliopsida, Brassicales, Brassicaceae. The record is from the annotation of a GenBank genome assembly.